ACUGCGGCUCUGCAGACAGAUAUUAUUGUCCGCGUCGGCACAGAGCGCAUGCCCCCAUUCCUUCCACAGCAAAAUGUCGUCAGUAGACUUUGAUGUACCCAUGGAUCCAGAUAUGGAAUUACUCGAUGAUGAGGAUCUGGAAAGGGAAGCAGAGGUGUUUAAAGAACAAGGUAAUGCCUACUAUGUCAAGAAGGACUACACAGAAGCUUUCAACUACUACACAAAAGCAAUUGACAUGUGCCCGAAGAAUGCAAGUUAUUAUGGUAAUCGUGCUGCCACUUUGAUGAUGUUGAGUCGUUAUAGAGAGGCACUGGAAGACUCCCAGCAGGCUGUUAGACUUGAUGACACAUUUGUGAAGGGUCAUCUCCGUGAGGGUAAGUGCCACUUGUCACUUGGGAAUGCCAUGGCAGCCAGUCGUUGUUUCCAGAGGGUUCUUGAACUUGAACCUGACAAUGCUCAGGCUCAGCAGGAGAUUAAAAAUGCAGAGUCUAUUUUGGAGUAUGAGAAGAUGGCAGAAAUUGGCUUUGAGAAACGAGACUUCAGAAUGGUAGUUUUUUGUAUGGACCGAGCACUGGAGUCUGCAUCAGCCUGUCACAGGUUUAAAGUUCUGAAGGCAGAAUGUUUGGCUUUACUUGGCCGCUACCCGGAAGCCCAGUCUGUUGCCAGUGAUAUUUUACGGAUGGACUCAACCAAUGGUGACGCACUGUAUGUGCGUGGUUUGUGUCUCUACUAUGAGGAUUGUAUUGAUAAAGCAGUACAGUUCUUCAUCCAAGCACUUCGUAUGGCACCAGACCAUGAAAAAGCCAGACUGGCUUGCAGGAAUGCAAAAGCCCUGAAAGCCAAGAAAGAAGAGGGAAACAAAGCUUUCAAAGAAGGCAGUUACACUGAAGCUUAUGAACUGUAUUCUGAGGCACUCACCAUUGACCCAAACAACAUCAAAACAAAUGCCAAACUCUACUGUAACCGUGCCACAGUUGGAUCAAAGUUAAAUAAACUGGAGCAGGCCAUAGAAGACUGCACCAAGGCCAUCAAGCUGGAUGAAAGCUAUAUCAAGGCUUACUUGAGGAGAGCACAGUGUUAUAUGGACUCUGAGAUGUAUGAGGAGGCAGUGAGAGACUAUGAGAAGGUUUAUCAAACAGAGAAGACAAAAGAUCAUAAGCAUCUGUUAAAAAAUGCCCAGUUGGAACUGAAAAAGAGUAAAAGGAAAGACUACUAUAAGGUGUUGGGUGUUGACAAAAAUGCCACUGAAGAUGAAAUCAAGAAAGCUUACCGAAAACGAGCACUUAUGCACCACCCAGACCGUCACAGUGGUGCAAGUGCAGAGGUUCAGAAGGAAGAGGAAAAGAAGUUUAAGGAGGUUGGUGAAGCUUUCACUGUGCUCUCUGACCCAAAGAAGAAAUCCCGCUAUGACAGUGGUCAUGAUCUGGAGGAUGAUGGCAUGGGAGAUGUGGAUGCUAACAACAUAUUUAAAGCAUUCUUUGGAGGACCUGGAGGUUUUAGUUUUGAAGCUUCUGGACCAGGGAAUUUCUUUUUCCAGUUUGGCUAAUGAAGAAUGGAGAAGUAUGCAAUUAUCCUCAUCCUGAUAUUAAGUUUAUAUGGACUGCCUCACAGCCACAGCCCUAAAUUGUCUGCCAGGCCAAUCAUCUCAGAACAUCAACCGGAAAGUCUUUAAUUUCGUACAAACCAGGCAUAUGUUUGUGUGAAGUCUCUACUUAGAGGCAGUCACGGAAAAUCAUGGAUUUCUGUAACCCAUACUCAUUCCAUAUCAGUGCUGUGAGAUAGUGUGGCAUAUGUUAUCUAUUUAUGAUUUUUUUGGUAACAGUAUGCAUCCCUAAUGAAUGUUCA
Alosa sapidissima (American shad) is the source of this 1845-nucleotide messenger RNA. It is a transcript of the gene dnajc7, whose product is annotated as DnaJ (Hsp40) homolog, subfamily C, member 7. The transcript is spliced from 14 exons. Bases 74 to 1546 code for a protein of 490 amino acids. NCBI's taxonomy places the organism in Eukaryota, Metazoa, Chordata, Actinopteri, Clupeiformes, Clupeidae. The record is from RefSeq and is a predicted model, not a curated record. Gene Ontology annotation, molecular function: protein binding.